CCGAGCGAGCGGCGGACUCCCGGAGACCUCCAGGCCCUCAGCGAGCGUCAAGCCUUCCCCGAAGCCGGUGUUCCAGUGCUGCUCAAGCGGCGUGACGAGAGCGAAAUGUCCGGGGUGAAGAAGCUUCGUACGGAUGUAAACAGGUCGACCAACGUGGUGUACCAGGAUCAUCAUGUCAGUCGGACUAAGAGAGGGCAGGUGGUGGGCACCAGGGGCGGCUUCAGGGGCUGCACCAUCUGGCUCACUGGAUUGUCUGGUGCCGGGAAGACGACCAUCAGCUUCGCCCUGGAGGAGUGCCUCGUGUCCCACGGUAUUCCUUGCUACUCCCUGGACGGGGACAACAUUCGACACGGCCUGAACAAGAACCUGGGCUUCUCGUCUGAAGACCGUGAGGAGAACAUCCGGCGCGUGGCCGAGGUGGCCCGGCUGUUCGCAGACGCCGGCCUUGUGUGUGUCACCAGUUUCAUUUCUCCUUUCACCAAGGAUCGUGCCGAGGCAAGAAAGAUCCACGUCGAUGCUGGCCUCCCGUUUUUUGAAGUUUUUGUGCACGCUCCUCUCGAGGUGUGCGAGAGCAGGGAUGUAAAGGGACUCUACAAGAAAGCCCGUGCCGGAGAGAUCAAAGGUUUCACUGGGAUUGAUUCAGAUUAUGAGCGCCCCGAGGCACCAGAGCUCGUUCUGAAAACUGGUGAGCUCUCUGUGAAUGAAUGUCUGAACCAAGUGUUGGAUCUACUCAUUGACCAGAAUAUCGUUCCAAGCGAGAUCGUCGAGGAGGUGAACGAGCUCUUCGUUCCCGACAACAAGCUGAAUCUGGCUGUGGCCGACGCAAAGACGCUGCCCACCAUCAGCAUCACCAAGCUGGAUCUGCAGUGGGUGCAGGUUUUGGCAGAAGGCUGGGCGAGUCCCCUGAAGGGCUUCAUGAGGGAGAAAGAGUUCCUCCAAGUCCUCCACUUUGGGAACCUGUUGGACGGUGGUGCCAUCAACAUGUCGGUCCCCAUCGUCCUGCCGGUCAGCACCGAGGUCAAGGAGGCGCUGGAUGGCAGCACGGCAGUAGCGCUGGAGUACCAAGGGUCGCGCGUGGCUAUUCUCAGGAACCCUGAGUUCUACGAGCACCGCAAGGAGGAACGGUGCGCCAGACAGUGGGGCACCACCUGCCCAAAGCACCCCUACAUCAAGAUGGUCAUGGAAGGAGGCGACUGGCUGGUCGGCGGCGACCUGGAGGUGCUGGAGCGGAUCAAGUGGAACGACAAUCUCGACGACUACCGCCUCACCCCGAGGGAGCUCAAGCAGAAGUUCAAAGAAAUGGAAGCAGAUGCGAUUUUCGCCUUCCAGCUGCGUAACCCGGUCCACAAUGGACACGCCCUGCUCAUGCAAGACACUAAGCGGCGUCUGCUGGAGCGCGGAUACAAAAAGCCGGUUCUCCUGCUCCACCCCCUGGGCGGCUGGACCAAAGACGACGACGUACCUCUGGAGUGGAGGAUGAAGCAGCACGCCGCGGUCUUGGAGGAGGGCGUCCUGGACCCGGCCAACACCAUCGUCGCGAUCUUCCCGUCACCGAUGAUGUACGCCGGGCCCACAGAGGUCCAGUGGCACUGUAGAGCCAGAAUGGUCGCCGGAGCAAACUUUUACAUCGUCGGCCGGGACCCCGCAGGCAUGCCGCACCCGGACACAAAGAAAGACUUGUACGAACCCACCCACGGAUCCAAGGUGCUCACCAUGGCUCCCGGCCUCACCUCCGUGGAGAUCAUCCCCUUCAGGGUAGCAGCUUACAACAAGACAAAGAAAGCCAUGGACUUUUUCUGCCCGGAGCGUAAGGCUGAGUUCGAGUUCAUAUCGGGAACCAAGAUGAGGAACCUGGCUCGGAGCGGGGAGAACCCUCCUGACGGCUUCAUGGCACCCAAGGCCUGGAAAGUGCUGGUGGAGUACUACUCCACAGCUCAGAAGAAGGAGUAACCAGCGCCGAGCUCUCGGGCCGUGGAGCGAGGAAGCUGGUUGUUGGAGCAGGGAAACAGUGUGUGUUUUCCUCUUUUGUGGGAUGGGUUCAAAUGAUGUGUUUUCAUGGCUGGGGCGGCUGUUUUGUCUUCACCAAAUCAAAAUGAACUGUCUUUGAAGAAACCCCAGCUAUACAAAGACUUGUGGGCUUUAAUAUGCUGUCAUCAAUCUCCUCUAUUAAUUUGGAUAGGAAUACCCAAAUUAAUUUUUUUUCCAUGAUAUUUUAUUUUUUAAAAGAAUCCUGUUAUUUUAAUAUAUUUUUUAACUUAAGGGCAUUGCAAUAACUUUUCUAUGCAGACGAUGUGCAAGCUUCGAAAUAUAGUGCAGAGACAUUUUACUUCCUUUCGACAUGUUGGAGAAAAUCUAAAGAGGCUUCGACACCACAUUGACCCAUGAGAUAUUAAAUUUAAAGAGGAGAUAAAGUAAAUAUAUUACAAAUGCACUCAUGAAGUUCUGACCUCACACCUAAUACGUAUGUUCAGUUGACGACUGGAAGGAACUCGCCAAAGAGCUCUCGUCUUAAACUGGUAAGGUUUACAAGUUGUCAUAGUUUGGGUUUCUUUUCAGAAGCAUUGCAUUUUUUUUUUACAUUCCUAUGAAACCACGUGAUUUAUGCAGUACAUGUUUAAAAGCAUAUUAACUUAAGAUAUGUAUUUUAAUAAAUUAAUAACUUGAAAAUCUUUUUUUAUAUCUAUUUUAUAAGUUUAGGAGCACAAACAGGAAAAAUCAUUUUAUGUAGUUACUUGUAAUAUCUGAAGGAUCCAGAAAAAAAAAACAAUAAGUGCACGUUUCACCUUUGGUGUCUUUUUAACAUGGAAUUAUAUCACUGUCUGUCCAGUCUUAUGUGACCUGAAUGGAAGUUACAAUGUAGGUUUUUGUCACUACACACAACUUGUGCCUUUUUUUAGAUUCUGGUUGCUAAAUAAGUAAUCUUUUUACAUGUUAUUGUGAAACACUAUAUAAUGUGAAAUUGGCUUUCAUCUCUUUAGCCAUCAAUAUGGAAGUGAUUGUUGUUUCUUUCUGAUAUUUAUGCAAAAAAAAAAAGUCUGAGAUUUGUGGAACUUUAAGAA
Salarias fasciatus (jewelled blenny) is the source of this 3059-nucleotide messenger RNA. RefSeq names its product bifunctional 3'-phosphoadenosine 5'-phosphosulfate synthase 2-like. The transcript is spliced from 12 exons. The record is from RefSeq and is a predicted model, not a curated record. Gene Ontology annotation, molecular function: ATP binding; sulfate adenylyltransferase (ATP) activity; adenylylsulfate kinase activity. Gene Ontology annotation, biological process: 3'-phosphoadenosine 5'-phosphosulfate biosynthetic process; sulfate assimilation. The coding region runs from base 106 to 1950 and encodes 614 amino acids. NCBI's taxonomy places the organism in Eukaryota, Metazoa, Chordata, Actinopteri, Blenniiformes, Blenniidae.